AGUACCGUCCCUCCUCUUCAAGCUCGACAUUCGAAAGGCUUUCGACUCGGUGAAAUGGGAGUACUUGCUUGAUCUUCUACAACGUUGUGGCUUCCUGACUAAUUUAGGGAUUGGAUUGUCGCCUUGCUUCACACAUCAUCCUCCCGCAAGGAGAUCCCCUAUCGCGGCUCCUUUUCUCAUUGCAAUUGACCCCUUACAAAAAAUCCUUGAGUUGUCCACUCAAUGUGGUAUUCCCAGAAGAUACGUUGUAGAGGGGUCACCAUUCACACUUCCCUCUAUGCAGAGGAUGCGACAGUCUUUAUGGCUCCUAUCAAGACAGACAUCAAAAAUCUUGUGAGUUUGAGCAAUUUUGAGGGAGUAACAGGGCUGGCCACAAAUUUCCAGGAGAGUGUGGUUGUUCCCAUCCUUGCAACAAUACUUUACAGGUUGCUGCCGGCUCGGGCGGCCUUCCCAACCAAGUACUUGGGGCUACCACUUUCGGUAUGGCAACUCAAAAGGGUCGACUUCCAGCAUCUUGAAGAUAAUAUUGCCUCCAAGCUCACCAUUUGGGACGGAAGAAAUAUCACCAUCAUUGGCCGGGCAACCCUUGUCAAGCCUGUUCUCACCUCAUAGGCGAUUUAUCACAUUACCACCCAUAUGGUUGCCGGACUCAGAUCCGUUGUCCGCCAUGCCAGAAAUGGCCAGAAAAAGUUGAGCGAAGCGGACCGAAAGUGAAGUGGAAUGGUUAGGGUUUGGUCGGGGAUGUGGAUAGGGACAAGAUAUAUGUGUUGUUGGGUGGGCCGAUCCGACGUGGCGGACGCGGCCGAGCGUGUUCGCGCGCGCCUCAAAUCUAGGGUUGGGUUUUGGUGAUGUCGGCAAACUAGAUGUUUGGGUUUGCUAUACGAUGGGCGGCUAUUCUCGGUCCGAGCAGUGACCGGCCGGCUGUCUGUCCUUAUUUGUCUGGGAGGAUUUGAGGGUCCGAAGAUGCUCUAAUGAGAAUGGGAGAUGCUGCCGAGAGAAAAUUCCAGGAAAAGGUCUUCGUCGACCACUUCGUCUCUUCAUUGAAGCGCGCGCGCUCUCUCUCUCUCUGCUCCGGUGUUCCUCCGCACCCCUCUCCCUCUCCCUCUUCCUCUUCCUCUUUCCAAGUCUGACACCCCGCACACACGCUACCACCACUGGCCGAGAGGCAUGGAGCUGCCUCCGGUUAGCGCUUCCCUGGGUGCCAUGGGCUCCCUCCCAGGGAAGCUGGAACUGGAUCCACUCCUUGAUGCGGAACUCAAGGUUGAGCUGGGGAAACUCACAAACGGGCUGCUGCUGCUCUCGGAGGCACGAGACCCUUCCGUAGAAGCCAGGAUCUGGAUGAAGGAUGUGCGCGAGCUAUCCUAUGACAUGGAAAACUGCGUCGACCUCGCCGACCCGGAUCUCGCCUACCCGGAUAUCUGGGUCGGCAGGAUGUCUGGAUUCAAGGCCCGCGUGAAGGAGGCCAACGAGCGGUACGAUAGAUGUAUGCUUGGAAGCAUCCCCGUCUGUUCAAAUCCUGCAACUGAUUUCCAGUUCCUGAUGGUGGACGGCCGGAGGAGGACGCCAGACCUGCCAGUCGUCGGUCUUUAUGAUGGCCCGUUCAAUGCCCUCUACCAGUGGCUGACCGAUGAUGACAAGGAGCUCAAGGUGGCAUCCGUUGUCGGUGUUGGGGGAAUCGGCAAGACCACGCUUGCCAAACAGCUAUGGCGUGAGCACAAACCCAGGGACUACUUUGGCUGCUGCGCAUUUGUGCGGACGGCCAAGAAGCCUGACAUGAGGAGGCUGCUCAGGAGCAUACUCGCACAAGUUCGUCCGCACCAACCACCCGCCACUAAUGAGGUGCACGAGCUGAUUCACGACAUCAAGCAGCAUCUACAAGGGAAAAGGUACUUUCUUAUAAUCGAUGAUUUAUGGGCUACCUCUGUAUGGGAUGUUGCUAGACGGGCUUUCCCGGAGGGUAAUCGAAGUAGGAUAAUAAUAACGACUGAAAUUAAGGAUGUUGCACUGGCGUGCUGUCGUUACCAGUCAAAAUCCAUCUAUAAGAUGGAACCUCUUAGCGUCAAUCACUCAGAAGAAUUGUUCAUCAGAGGAGUGUUUGCCUCUGGAGAAGAAAAAUCUCGCCAAUUGGAUAAAGUGUGGGAGAAGAUAAUAAGAAGAUGUGCUGGUUUACCACUGGCAAUUAUCAGCAUAUCCAGUAUUCUAGCAAGCCAAGGGGAAGCAAAUACAGUACAAGAAAGGGAGCAAAUACAGAACAUUUUACCAACAGAUACAACUCAUGUGGAGGUACUCAAACAAGUACUCAAUUUUUGCUACAAUUGUCUUCCCAGUCAUUUGCAGACAUGUCUGUUGUAUCUCAGUUUAUACCCAGAGAAUUAUAUAAUCUUGAAAGAAGAUAUAGUAAAGCAAUGGGUAGCUGAAGGUUUCAUCCUUGCACCAAGAGAGGAGGACAAAUUGAAGGUUGGCGGGAACUAUUUCGAUAAGCUUGUAAAUAUGGGCCUGAUCCAAUGUAUAGAUGUGGGCUAUAGUAAUGACGUAUAUUACUAUGCAGUGCACCCCAUGGCACACAAUCUUAUUACAUCGAAGUCCAGAGAAGAGAAUUUUAUGACGGUAAUAGAUUAUUCCGAAAGGACAAUGGGGUUUGCUAACAAGGUUAGUCGUCUGUCCCUCCAGUUUGGCAGUGCAACAUAUGCAACUAGACCAGAGAGCAUCGGACUGUCGCAAGUUCGACCACUUGCCUUUAUUGGACUAAAGAGCUGUUACUCUUCCAUUUUGGAGUUUAAGGUUCUACGAGUCCUGAUCCUUCACAUGUGGGCUGAUGAACCAAGCACCGGUGUGGACCUCAAGCCUACCUCUGAAUUGGCUCUUCUGCGAUCAUUGCAGGUCACAUGCAACGACACCGUACAUCUUCCAGAUCUGAUGCAAGGUCCGAAACACUUGGAAACACUAGAGAUAAAUGCAAGGGUGGCAGCUAUUCCAGCGAAUAUUGUUCAUCUUCGAAGCUGGUUGCAUCUGCGUCUCGGAGUUGGCACAGAAGUGCCCGAUUUGACGGGUACCCUGAAAAUUGUCACCACCCUGAAUCCUCCUAUUUCAUUGGACGAUCCAAGCUGUUCUUGCAAAUCAGGGAAGACAACGGAGUUUCUGUCACCCAUCUGUUCUUGCAAAUCAGUGAAGACACUGGAGUUGCUAUCACCCAUCUGCAGAGUCCCCAAGUGGAUUGGACAGCUUACCAACCUAUGCAUUUUGAAAUUUGUAGUGCGAGAACUCCAAAGAGAUGAUAUCAGUAACCUGCGAAAUUUGUCAUUUCUCGGUGUUCUCUCGUUGCAUGUCCAGCAACCAACUAGAGAACUCAUCUGCUUCGCAUCGGGAGCGUUUUCUGCUCUAGAGUAUUUUGAGUUCAGGUGUGGUGUACUGCGCCUGCUGUUUCGGGAAGGAACAAUGCCCAAUCUUGAGAGGCUUAAACUAGGUUUCAAUGCCUACCCAAGAGAUGGAUUUUUGCUUGUGGGUGUUGAAGAUCUGUUAAGCGUCAAGGAGAUUUCUGGAGUAAUCGGGCUAACCGCCGGUGCUGUGGAAAGUCACUUCAUGGCUGCAGAGUCUGUAUUCAGGAAAGCCAUGGGCAGGCACCCUAACCUGAGCGUAGAGAGAGAGGAAUUGUAUGCUGACGCAGAAAAACAGCACGAGAUCCACCCGUCAACAUCAAGUGAACAAACUGAAAGUCCAAGCAAGGAGUCUCAGGAUGUGCCUGGUUGGGCAGAAAAACAGCACCCGAUCCCAGGGAAACACACACCAGCAUCAGGUGAAGAGCAACAUUACCAGACAGAAAUAAAACAACAUUCCAGCAGCGACUCUCAACUCAUUAAAAGAUCACCAGCAUCAUUGAGAAUUUAUGGAAACGAUGGUCUAGACCAACUGUUAGUUUCCAAUAAAGAAACAGGUCUAGAGACGCUGAGACUCUUUAGCUGCCCACCUCUGGAGUUGAAGCACCUUCUGAUGCUAACCUCGCUGAAGACAUUGUGUGUACAGAAUUCAGUUGGUCUAGUUGGACCACUAGGAGGAGGUCAGAGUGAUGUGGAAUGGCAGCUUCCUGUUGAGUAUAUCCGGAUCAACAACUUAAAUGGCAAUACUGGCGAGGAACUGACAGAGCUCCUCCCCCACCUCCCAAAGCUCUCCAAAUUGGAAAUAUGGAAGUGUAAAAACAUAAAAAAGCUGGUUGUAGAGGUGGAUGUGCAACAGACAACAUCAGAAGCAUCAGAGAUGGGGGGAGGUGAAAUAACAGCAGCAGCAGCAUCAGAGAUGGGGGGAGGUGAAAUAACAGCAGCAGCAGCAGAGGAAGAGGAUGAUGGAGUGCUGCUCUUCCCAGCUCAUCUCUGCGACUCACUACGGGAAUUGAAGCUCCUUUCCUGCCCAGAGCUGGUCCUGGUGGACCCGCCAACUCUUGUUCCUGGAGGAGGAGGGCUCCAAGCUUUGCGAUCCCUCCAGAGAUUAACAAUACACCGGUCCCCAAAGUUUCUAUCCACCUUCUCCUUUUCCCAUCACAUUUUCCCUUCCUCCCUGCAGUUUCUGCUACUUUGGGAUGUGAAAGGUUUGAGGACACUGGAGCCCCUCUCAAACCUCUCCUCUCUCACCAAAUUAGAAUUGCAUCGUUGUGGAGAGGAUCUGAAAUGUCAUGGCUUGUGGUCUCUCCUUACCACCGGAGGCCAGCUCAACGAAUUAGUGGUCAGGGGCAGCCCUCGAUUCUUUGCUGAUUGGGAUCCCAAUCCCAGACGGGCUUUGGAGGAUGCUGAGGGAGGUGAAGAGCAGCAGACACAGCUUGUUUCAUCCACACUGCGUGAGCUCUGGACAGAUGACAUAGCAGGACUUCUUGCUGCACCCGUCUGCAGUUUCCUCUCUUCAUCCCUCACCAAGCUGAAACUUGAUGGGAGAUGGUGUGAAGGGAUGGAGCGGUUCAGCAAGGAGCAAGAGGACGCCCUUCAACUCCUCUCCUCCCUCCGGGAACUAGAGUUUUGGGAUUUCAAGGGCCUUCAACAAUUCCCUGCAGGGCUGUGCAACCUUACCAGCCUCGAGGAGUUAACAAUCUACGAUUGCCCAGUCAUUUCUUCAUUGCCUAACGAUGGCCUCCCCAAAUCACUACAAAAGCUAGUUGUCUACCACUGCAGCGAGAAGCUAAAACAGCAGUGCAGGGGGUUGGAGGGAACCAUCCCAACAGUCCAAAUACUCUGAUCCAAGGGAGGGACUCUGCCUUGGAGUUCCCUUGUACAUUCUUUUAGCCUUGUACCUUCCCAUACAAACACAUGCAUGACACAAGGGCCUUGUGGCUGUGGUCUUCCUUCCUGUACUUCAAUCUGGUGUACUUGCAACUGAUAGGUUUGCGGUUUUUCAAUUCAGUCUACGUUCUAGUGAUGGGACUUGUACCAACCAAAUCCAUCCAAGCGCACACUGGCCGCCCAGGAAUUGCUGCAGUCGUUGCCAAUAGCACCCCCCAAGGCACAUUGUCAAGUUGUUGCAGAAAGAUUUUUCCAAGGCAAACAAGCCAUGAGUACCCGAAUACCCGAAGAUAGAUGCAGCUAAUUAUCGAAAGCUUGCACUGCAAAGGUAAGAAGGGAUUAUUCAUGUCUGCUCUGAGUACCAGAAGAGGGACAUAAUCUUGUCAGGAGAAGAACCAGGCUGCAUCAUCUUGUGAAGAAGUUGACACUUGUUAUGUUGUUAUAACUGAAAAAAUUGACACCCAGCGUUUAUCGUGACAUGCCACCACCCUUGACCGUGCAUCCAACAACUCUGAAGACUGCAGCUGUAGCUGCUUGAAUUACCUUUUACUGACUCCUUGUUCACAUGCUUCACUUCAGUGUUAAAGUUAUCUGAAUUCGCCUA
Messenger RNA from Triticum aestivum (bread wheat), 5865 nucleotides. RefSeq names its product disease resistance protein RGA5. NCBI's taxonomy places the organism in Eukaryota, Viridiplantae, Streptophyta, Magnoliopsida, Poales, Poaceae. Gene Ontology annotation, molecular function: ADP binding. The record is from RefSeq and is a predicted model, not a curated record. The transcript has 7 exons. Gene Ontology annotation, biological process: defense response to other organism. Bases 1168 to 5217 code for a protein of 1349 amino acids.